Molecule: messenger RNA, 1113 nt
Organism: Osmerus eperlanus (European smelt)
Lineage: Eukaryota; Metazoa; Chordata; Actinopteri; Osmeriformes; Osmeridae
Exons: 5
Coding region: 92-727 (211 amino acids)
Molecular function (GO): calcium ion binding
Source: RefSeq, a predicted model, not a curated record
UUUACGUCAGUCAGGAGAUUAUGCAUUGGCUGGACUGCAAGUCAAUUGUAAGUGUGAUUAAAACGAGCAGGGUAAGGUAGGAUAUUUAGGGAUGAUUAUAAAGUCAUCGGCAGAGUGGAGGGUGAGGUGUACUGGCUUGAGGAUGGGACAGGCUGCCACUCUGCAAGGAAGGCAAGGGGGGACCUAUGUGAUGGAACUUCAUGAGUGGUUCAGAAAGUUCAUGAGCGAGUGUCCCAGUGGACUCAUCACCCUGCACGAGUUCAGACAUCACUUCUGCAAAGGGACAGCGGGCCACGAGUCGGCUGAGUAUGCAGAGCAGAUCUUCCGCACCUUGGACAACAACGGGGACGGAGUGGUGGACUUCAAGGAGUAUGUGACGGCCAUCAGCAUGUUGACCCAGGGCUCUGCGGUGGAGAAGCUGCGCUGGUCCUUUAAGCUGUAUGACAAGGACAAGGAUGGGGCCAUCGACCGGGGGGAGAUGCUGGAGAUCAUGCAGGCAGUGUACAAGAUGAGCUUGGCGGCAGCUAUUACCAAACCUAACCCUCUCACUGCUGAGGAGUGUACCAACAGGAUGUUCAUCAGACUGGACAAAGACAGAAAUGCCAUCAUCAGCCAGGAGGAGUUCAUCGAGGGGGCUCUGGAGGACGAGUGGAUCAGGGAGAUGCUGGAGUGUGACCUCCACACCGUCAAGGUGGAGCGAGCCCUGAAGGUCCCACCUGGACCCUAGCCCUGUGACAGAUGGUGUGGACCCUGCCCUUGGAGCACUACACCCUCGGAGGGAGGGAAGAAGAAACGAUGACUGCAGGAAUGAGACUGAUUCUUUUUCAUAUCUGAAGUUGAGAUAAUAUUGAUCAGAUUUAGGCCUACAUCUUACUACAUUCACCAUGAUAUAUUUACUUCGAUCAUUCGAUGUGCCUACUGUGUGAAUAAAUUUACUGAUCACUGUAGAUGUAUUAUUAAAACAUGUAGGCUAAUUAUGGGAUUUGUAGAAUGUGAGUCGUGUUUUUUCCUGGAACCGCCGUCAACAAACCAACGCAUGAUCGCUCUUCGCCCUGUAUGAGCGUUGACGUAAUUUUAACCACAAGGUGACAUCCUUGAGCUAUGAGAGUUGAU